Molecule: messenger RNA, 612 nt
Organism: Nipponia nippon (crested ibis)
Lineage: Eukaryota; Metazoa; Chordata; Aves; Pelecaniformes; Threskiornithidae
Gene: RPS27A
Product: ribosomal protein S27a
Biological process (GO): translation
Cellular component (GO): ribosome
Molecular function (GO): protein binding; structural constituent of ribosome
Source: RefSeq, a predicted model, not a curated record
UUCUUGGGGGGCCCCGCCAUUCCGCGAGCAGGUCGCGGCUGAGUUCUCGCUCGGCGGCCGCACGCCGGGCCGCGUUCCCCCCUUCCCCCCGCAGGUGCCGGCCUCGCCAUGCAGAUCUUCGUGAAGACCCUCACGGGGAAAACCAUCACCCUCGAGGUUGAGCCUUCUGAUACUAUAGAAAAUGUGAAAGCUAAGAUCCAGGACAAGGAAGGCAUUCCUCCUGAUCAGCAGCGACUGAUUUUUGCUGGUAAGCAGCUAGAAGAUGGACGCACGCUGUCUGACUACAACAUUCAAAAAGAAUCAACUCUUCACCUUGUGCUGAGACUUCGUGGCGGUGCCAAGAAAAGAAAGAAGAAGUCUUACACUACUCCCAAGAAGAACAAGCAUAAGAGAAAGAAGGUUAAGCUUGCAGUGCUGAAGUACUACAAGGUGGAUGAGAACGGCAAGAUCAGUCGUCUGCGCCGGGAGUGCCCCUCUGAGGAGUGUGGAGCUGGCGUCUUCAUGGCUAGUCACUUCGACAGACACUAUUGUGGCAAGUGCUGUCUGACAUACUGCUUCAAUAAACCAGAAGACAAGUAAAUGUACUAGGCAAUAAAAAUCUGAAGUUCUGUA